This is a messenger RNA of Cooperia oncophora, 723 nucleotides long. Lineage: Eukaryota; Metazoa; Nematoda; Chromadorea; Rhabditida; Trichostrongylidae. The record is from the annotation of a GenBank genome assembly.
AUGACCAGUUUGAAGCGACCGGAGUCACAAUCGUCCGCAUCGUCGGCGACGCAAUCGUCUUCUACUGACAUGCCAACUGGGCCACCACUGACAAUAGAAUGCCCGCCUGGAUUCUUCCUGAUCGAAGACAAGUGCCUCAAAGUUCUGUUCGCUGGACAAAAAGGUUGCCUAUCUGAUGAACAAUGCUCUACCAGAGAGCCGAAUGCCACAUGCGACAGCGGCUAUUGUGUGUGUCCUGCAGCGAAACCGCUGGUACAUGGUGGCAAGUGUGUCGCUAGCUGUCCGGAAGGUUUUGCGAAUAUUGCUGGAAGAUGCUAUGACCCGACGACGGUAAUCUUCAUGGACUCCGUAGAUGAGAGGACAAACGGAACAAUCGGUGGUUACUGCUUGGAUACAUUAGUUGAGGAAAAGCGAUGUGUUGUGGAGAACAGUUACUGUAGUGAAAAAACAGUAACAUGUCAAUGUAAGGUCGGCUACACUCUGAAUAUGGAUUUCAACAACAAGGAUGACAAAGGAACCUGCCGACAAGAUGAAUCCUCGAAAUUCAUCAAGCCGCCCGUACAAGAGCAAAUGCCAGCGAUUGAUGACGAACUCUACUUUGUUGACAUUGGAUCUAAUGCGUCUGACGCUGGCGAAUCGGAGUCCAAUUCAACGCUACAAGAUGACAUUGACGUGAAUAAGUAUCUAUUCCAAACGGAUGAGCUCAUCACGCUUUUAGCAUGA